This is a messenger RNA of Saprolegnia parasitica CBS 223.65, 771 nucleotides long. RefSeq lists its product as hypothetical. The transcript has 4 exons. The record is from RefSeq and is a predicted model, not a curated record. Lineage: Eukaryota; Oomycota; Saprolegniomycetes; Saprolegniales; Saprolegniaceae. The coding region runs from base 1 to 771 and encodes 256 amino acids.
AUGGCGCCAGCCCAUGGUGGUGGUGGCGACCACGGCAACUAUUCGUGGACCAGUUCCUACUUUGUCCCACUCAAGAGUGACGCUGGAAAAGUUGUGCCGCGAGGCGGGUGCAGCUCCAACAUAGCUGCGGGCGAGAACGAUGGGAAACGCAGCCUCCACGAUGUGAACAUGGUUGUACACGUGGGCUGCAGACAUGAGAUCGCCUAUGCGAUCGUGGACGUCCCCUUUGGCGAGAAGCUUAUCUGUGCCGACACGUUAGUCGAGGCAAGCGUGAAGCCACAAGACGGUCGUCCGUUGUGGCUUGGCUACGAUGUGAUUUGCAAAUAUAUGGCCCACCGAAAGGUCAAUGGUUUACCAGAAAUAGACCUUGGUUUUCUACCGGCCUUCCAUGCGUACUCCCACGAUACACGCUGCCAAGCGCAGUUCGGCCCACGCUCUAUUAUGGGCACCGGGACGACGCUCGACGGGGAGGGCCACGAGCGCACAAACAGCGUUUUGUCUCGUAGCAUCGCAUCGACGCGGUUCGAGACCGCAGGCAAUCGCCAGCAGGACAUUGCGUGGCUUUUGGAGUACAACAACCGCAAGAAAGAAGCCAGCUACAUUACGCUCGUUACCAAGGCAGCAAAGACAGCAUUUACUCAAGCGCAACACGAGUACGAUUCCUUGAACGGCUGUGUGGACAGCUAUGCGUCCAACCUCUUGGUCAACACAUCUCGACGCACGAAUAUCGUCAAGAAUAUCGCGCUGGCAAGGGUAGCAAUCCACCCAUGA